AUGAUAAUAGCAAAGCAGUACCGUUGCAUUCACUCGGCGACUUGCCAUUGCACGAAAGGACAUCUAAGUGAAGAAGUAUUGUUCCUUAUGGCUCAGCAUCUAAAUUGGAACCCUAAUGUAAUCGCGACUCUAUCUUGCGUCUGUAAAUGGUUUGAUGAUCUCGCUAAGCGUAUACUAUGGAAAGAGUUUUGUAGAGCCAGAGCACCGAAGAUGAUGUGUGACCUGCAAUCUAGUGGUAGCCACAGUGUUGAUGGGAGUUGGAGAGCACUUGGGAAACUUUUGAUUUACUGCUCAGGUGCGACUAAAGGUGGACUCUUUAACCAUGUUCAAAUCCCGGGUCAUUUUGUUCACAGAACCCGUUUCUCUAGAACAUCGGGAAGGAGUUUCCUUCCUCCACAAUGCCGGAAUGACGAUAUCUUAUAUGUUUCUGAUCCUUGUGAACAUUUGGAUCAAGGAGAAGAUGGUGAUAUGGGUUUCUUUCGCGGGAUUUUCAAAUCGUUUUCAAUGUCGAAAGUGAGGAAGUUGCUUAUUAAGAAAAGGACAUCAUUUCAUCCCACAGAAGUUUGUCCUUAUUGCAAAGCAAAGCUGUGGAGUAUGCUUCAGGCGAAAAUGAUACCACAUAGUGCUAGCUGUAGAUUGGGCGCUUAUGAAGAUAGCAUUGAGUAUUAUGUUUGCCUCAAUGGACAUAUGCUCGGAGUUUGUACACUCUUACCUUUGUCUGAUUCUGAAGGAGCAUCCGAGUUUCAGUGA
Molecule: messenger RNA, 750 nt
Organism: Arabis nemorensis
Lineage: Eukaryota; Viridiplantae; Streptophyta; Magnoliopsida; Brassicales; Brassicaceae
Source: the annotation of a GenBank genome assembly